Molecule: messenger RNA, 1205 nt
Organism: Camelina sativa (false flax)
Lineage: Eukaryota; Viridiplantae; Streptophyta; Magnoliopsida; Brassicales; Brassicaceae
Source: RefSeq, a predicted model, not a curated record
AUAAUAUAGUUUCCAAUGAAGUCUACAUAUUGGUCAGUCAGUCUGUUGGAUAAGAUUAAUCAGACCAUUAGAAAAAAUACACUAUGGGGAGGACUACGUUACUUAGCAUAUUAUUGAUCCUAUUAUUUUGCUCUCUCGUCCAAUCACAAUCGUACACGUCACAUUCAAAAAUCCAACUUCCCGGCGAUUCUCUGACUCUUUCCGUUACCGAUUUCGGCGCCACCGGCGAUGGUAUCAACUACGACUCCUCUGCGAUUCAGUCAACCAUCGACGCCUGCAACCGUCACUGCGCAUCGUCUUCCUCCAUCUGCCGCGUCGUUUUCCCAUCCGGAACCUAUUUGACCGCCAAGCUCCAUCUCCGAUCUGGCGUCGUUCUCGAUGUCACGGAGGACGCGGUUCUUCUCGGUGGACCGAGGAUCGAGGAUUAUUAUCCGGCGGAGACUUCCUCGGAUUGGUACGUGGUUGUGGCGAACAACGCGACCGACGUUGGAAUCAGCGGCGGAGGAGCCAUCGAUGGGCAGGGAUCGAAGUUCGUGGUCAGAUUCGAUGAGAAGAAGAACGUGAUGGUGAGCUGGAAUCAGACUGGUGCUUGCUUGGGUGAUGAGUGUAGACCUAGGCUCGUUGGUUUCGUUGAUUCUAGAAACGUUGAGAUCUGGAACAUCACUCUACGUGAGCCUGCUUAUUGGUGCACUACUCCUUGCAGCUUGCACAUUGUGAGGUGCGAGAACACAUCAGUCCACGAUGUAUCCAUCCUUGGGGACUUCAACACUCCAAAUAACGAUGGAAUCGACAUUGAAGAUUCCAACAACACUGUUAUCACAAGGUGUCACAUUGACACAGGGGAUGAUGCAAUCUGUCCCAAGACUUACACUGGUCCGCUUUACAACUUAACCGCUACUGACUGUUGGAUCCGGACUAAAUCCUCGGCCAUUAAACUAGGUAGCGCGAGCUGUGGUACAGCAAUGCAGCUUGCUUGGCCUCACCAAGCCAUAGAGACCGAACAGUCCUUUCAUCACCGGCAACUGCAACCACCACCACCACCACCACCGCAACAAUGGCCUUUUGACGGCUUGAAUCAGCCAGUAUGGGGAAGAGAAGAGGAUCAAACUCAUGGCAAUGAUCACAGCAAUUUGAUGGCGGUCUCUGAAAAUGUAAUGGUGGGUUCUGCUAAUUUGCACCCAAAUCAGGUCAAAAUGGAGCUGUAA